Messenger RNA from Lodderomyces beijingensis, 1632 nucleotides. NCBI's taxonomy places the organism in Eukaryota, Fungi, Ascomycota, Pichiomycetes, Serinales, Debaryomycetaceae. The record is from the annotation of a GenBank genome assembly.
AUGGCCGAUGAACACACUCCAUUACUCGAACACGCGCUAGUCGGAGCAACUCGCAAUGAAAGUCGCCGGGGAGCUCCCAAGCGGCAUUCUUGUUCUCAGCAUGUAAACACCAGAAAGUUGCUCAAUAGCAGACACGUGUCGAUGAUCUCCAUGGGUGGCAUCAUCGGCACGGGGUUGUUCAUGGGCGUGCGGCUUCUGCUCAUCAAUGGCCCGUUAAUCAGCUUGGCCUCAUACAUAUAUAUCAGUUUCAUCUGCUAUUUCAUUGUCCAGGCUGUAGGGGAGAUGUCGUGCUAUAUGCCCUUGAAUGGCGGCUUAUGCCAGUUUCAAUUCAAGUUCAUCUCGAAUUGCGUGGGGGUGAUGAAUAAUUUUGUCUAUUGGCUUAGUUGGUCCGUGACGUUGGGGUUGGAGUUGGGUUUAAUGUAUGAGCUUGUGGUUGCGUUUUUUGCAAACGUGCCAUUCUCGGGUGUAGGUGUGGGCGGUUGGAUCAUCGGAAAUCAAACGUGGGUCAUGUUGGUCAUGUGGACUGUGUUGACUGGGUCCAAUCUAUUUCCCGUGAAUUUCUACGGAGAGAUCGAGUUUGCGGUAACGAUCAUCAAGAUUGCGUUUAUAAUGUCGUGGAUUGUGUUGGCGUCGUGGUUAGUUUGGAGCCGUGGCGGCGGCGGUGGCGAGGGUUUCAAGAAUUGGAGCGGGGACUUAAUGUGGGGGGUCGAUACUUUUCACGUGGCGGCCAACCCCAUUUUGAAUAAAGUCAUCAAUGUCUUCACAUCGUCCCUUGUCUCGUCGUGUUUCACUUUCCAGUCGAUCGAGUCCGUGGCAUUGUGCUCGGGCGAGAUUCAAGAUAUCCAUAAACUGUUGCCGCGGUCCAUCAAAUACAUCGUGCUGAGAAUCAUUGUCUUUUACAUUGUGACGUUGUUCUUGUUGACGCUUAUGAUUCCAUGCAACGACCCCGCGUUGUUGCCCAAUGGAGACGACCAAAUCUUGUCGUCGCCGUUUUUGAUUGGCUUGGUCAAUAUGGGCGUGGCCGUGAACUCCAAAAUCCUCUCGCUUUUCAAUCUUGUGAUUCUCAUAUCGGUCGCGUCUGCUGCCAAUAGCAACAUCUAUUUCGGCUCGAGGUGUCUCCUAUCGAUGGUUGAAGAAGGCUAUUUCUGGCUGCAAUUCGGCAAGACGAUAAAUGGGGUACCGGUAUACUCGACCUUGUUGACGUCAGGGAUCGGGUUGAUUGCGCUCUUGUCGCACUUUAAAGCUGCCGAUUACUUGUUUAAACUGCUCAUCACUUGGUCUGCGUCAAGCGGGUUGGUGAUGUGGAUGUGUCUUCUGAUUAGUUAUCUCCGGUUCAGAGAGGCUUUGAGAGUAUGUGGGGAAGAUUAUCGCCGGUUGUCUUAUCAAUCGCCGUUGCCAAUGGAGACACUCGGCAGAGUUUGCAUUGCGAGCAUUCUGGUUAUCAUCUUGAGCAACGGGUUGAUCAAUAUUUGGCACUUCCAAUGGGAAAACUUCCUAACCAGCUACGGCAGCUCGUUGAUUGUGCUUACUGGCACUCUCUACUUGAGUUACAGAUGGGGUGAGCCGAUCCUAACUCCAAUUGCGGAAAUCGACAUCUACACUGGUCAAUCCUCAUUUGCCUUUAUAGAAUGA